CGGCGCGGCCGGAGCCCGGGGCGCGCACUGAGGCCGGCCCGGGCCCCAGCAUGGCCGAGCCGCUGCUCAGAAAGACCUUCUCCCGCCUUCGGGGCCGGGAGAAACUUCCCCGGAAAAAGUCGGACGCGAAGGAGCGCGGCAGCCGCAGGAAACUGCCCCCUAUACAGAUGGGGAAACUGAGGCACGGAGCAGUUUGGGUGAUUUACCCAGUGCCAGUGAAGCGACAUAACAGCUCUGUGGACUACGCUACUAAAUGAGAGCCCAGAGAGACUCGGGGAGUGGAAGCCGACCAGCCCAGCGCCCGGAGCCCAGUCCCCCAGAGCCCCAGGCCCCAGAAGGACCCCAGGCUGGAGCGGAGGGGCCCCCCAGCCCUGAGGCAUCUCGGAGCCCAGCUCAUGGUGCCUACCUGCAGAGCCUGGAGCCCAGCAGCCGCCGCUGGGUGCUGGGCGGGGCCAAGCCACCAGAGGAGACCACUCUGGGGCCGGGGGCACCUGGCAGUGGGGAGCCUGCCGGUGAGAUCUGGUACAACCCCAUCCCAGAGGAGGACCCCAGACUCCCAGCACCGGAGCUCUCAGGCCCACAGCCAGGCUCAGCUGAGGCAGACAGCCCGGCCUCUCCAGGCACAGCCCCUGCCAGCCCCCCGACCAAAGCCUCCCGCACCAAGUCCCCCGGCCCAGCCAGGCGCCUCUCAAUGAAGAUGAAGAAGCUGCCUGAGCUGCGGCGCCGACUGAGUCUGCGGAGCACCCGGACGAGCCGAGAGCGCGAGCGGGCCGCCCCCGAGGGCUCGGUCAUUAGUCGUUAUCACCUGGACAGCAGCGUGGGGACCCCAGGGCGGACAGCAGUAGCUGAGGGCGCACGUGGCCCGAGGGCGGGUUACCUCAGUGAUGGCGACUCUCCUGAGCGCCCCGCGGGGCCUCCGUCACCCACUGCCUUCCGCCCCUAUGAGGUGGGCCCCUCCUCCCGGCCGCCCCCGGCUGCGCUCUGGGGCCGCCUCAGCCUGCACCUGUACGGGCUGGGAGGGCUGCGGCCGGCGCCUGGGGCCACUCCGCGAGACCUCUGCUGCCUGCUGCAGGUGGAUGGGGUGGCCCGGGCCCGAACCGGGCCGCUGCGUGGGGGGCCAGACUUCCUGCGGCUGGACCACACCUUUCACCUGGAACUCGAGGCAGCCCGGCUGCUGCGGGCCCUGGUGCUGGCCUGGGACCCCGGUGUCCGGCGGCACCGGCCCUGCGCCCAGGGCACUGUGCUGCUGCCCACGGUUUUCCGAGGUUGCCAGGCCCAGCAGCUGGCCGUGCGCCUCGAGCCCCAAGGGCUGCUGUAUGCCAAGCUGACCCUGUCGGAGCAACAAGAAUCACCCAGCACAGCUGAGCCCCGAGUCUUCGGGCUGCCCUUGCCCCUGCUGGUGGAGCGUGAGCAGUCCCCUGGCCAGGUGCCUCUCAUUAUUCAGAAGUGUGUUGGGCAGAUCGAGCGUCGAGGGCUGCGGGUAGUGGGGCUAUACCGUCUGUGCGGCUCGGCAGCCGUGAAGAAAGAGCUUCGCGAUGCCUUUGAGCGAGACAGUGCAGCUGUCUGCCUCUCUGAGGACCUGUACCCUGAUAUCAAUGUCAUCACCGGCAUCCUCAAGGAUUAUCUUCGGGAGCUGCCUACCCCACUCAUCACCCAGCCCCUCUAUCAGGUGGUGCUGGAGGCAAUGGCCCGAGGGCCCCCAAGCAGGGCUCCAUCCAGCACUGAGGGCACCCGUGAGCUCCUCAGCUGCCUGCCAGAUGUGGAGAGGGCUACAUUGACGCUUCUCCUGGACCACCUGCGCCUUGUCUCCUCCUUCCACGCCCACAACCGCAUGACUCCGCAGAACCUGGCCGUUUGCUUCGGUCCCGUGCUGCUGCCAGCGCGCCAGGCACCCGCCAGGCCCCGCAUCCGCAGCUCUGGCCCGGGUCUCUCGAAUGCGGUGGACUUCAAGCGCCAUAUCGAGGUGCUGCACUACCUGCUGCAAGCCUGGCCAGAUCCCCGCAGGCCCCCAGAGCCUCCGGAGCUCGUCCCGUACCUGCGGCCCAAACGACAGCCGUCGCUGCACUUGCCGCUAGCGAGCCCCGAAGUGGUGACUCGGCCCCGCGGCCGGGGCGGUCCCGAAAGCCCCCCGAGCAACCGCUACGCGGGUGACUGGAGUGUUUGCGGGCGGGACUUCCUGCCCUGUGGGCGGGACUUCCUCUCCGGGCCAGACUACGACCACGUGACGGGCAGCGACAGUGAAGAUGAGGACGACGAGGUUGGCGAGCCGACUGGCGCCACCGAUUUUGAAGACGACUUCGAGGCGCCCUUCAACCCGCACCUGAACCUCAAAGACUUUGAUGCCCUCAUCCUGGACCUGGAGAGAGAGCUUUCCAAGCAGAUCAACGUGUGUCUCUGAGCCGGGCGGGGCUGGACCCCAAUUACUAAGGCCAGGCUCCUGGUUGCUAAGGCGGUGCCCUAACGACCUAGGGAGGACCAGACCUGUAGCUCAGGCCUAACUCCUGGUUACUGGGCAAUUGCCUAGCGACCAGCCGAUCCUUUGCUGAGAAUCAUUCCCCAUUUCCAGUACUCAGUAUUUGGACACUGGUUGCGACGGCCGGGGAUGGGGGACUUUAGGGACCAGCUAUUGUGGCCAUCUUUUCUUGAGUACCAAGGGCUUCUCUCCUGGCUGCCAAAAGGCAGUUCUGCUUGCAGGGCCGGCAUCUUUUGCUUCCCCUUAGCCAGGGAAACACCAGUUACUGUGAGCCUCACCCUGAGAUGGUGAGACACCCUCCCAGUCAGUCCUUGCUGCUGCCAACCAAAUCAGUAUUAGCUUUGAGCACUGCACUCUGCUUCUCCCUCAGUGGGCCCAAGGACUAUGAAGAAGUGCUGUUUGAGGCAGGGUGUCAGGGGAGCCCCUUUCCUGGGCUCUGGAUAGAUAGGAGCAGCCUGGGGCUUAUAGGAAAACACCUGGUUUUGCCACCCUCUUUUCCAGGGAAAACCUCAUAAUUGCCUCAAACCAGCAAAAGUAGAUAGCAAGAGUCUGUCCCUUCCCCUCCCCAGUUCUUCCUCCCCAUUCCUGAAGAAAUUAAGCACUUAUAAGACCUCCCUUUUGGAGGGGCCCCACCUGAAGUGUCAGGCUGGGGGCACUUUGGUACGGAACAUAUUUAUUGCCUCCCUGCGUGUGUGCCUGUGUGUGAGGAGUAAUGUGUAUGGACGUGUCUAGAGUGGGUAUGUGGGGCUCUUUCAGGGACCACAGAGGGGGUGGGGGGAAGAGUUUGCAGUGCCCAGGCACCCUGAAAUCCCCAGUAAUGGUGCCUUAGUGAGCCCCCGAGUUCCAGUGGGAGAGUAGGGUCCCCUCCUGUCUCCCCCCUCUUUCCCUCACUUCCAUCUUUGUGGACAAUAAAUCAAUAUGCACAGGU
Bubalus bubalis (water buffalo) is the source of this 3401-nucleotide messenger RNA. It is a transcript of the gene SYDE1, whose product is annotated as synapse defective Rho GTPase homolog 1. The coding region runs from base 254 to 2398 and encodes 714 amino acids. NCBI's taxonomy places the organism in Eukaryota, Metazoa, Chordata, Mammalia, Artiodactyla, Bovidae. The record is from RefSeq and is a predicted model, not a curated record. Gene Ontology annotation, biological process: signal transduction. The transcript has 9 exons.